AUGGACGACGAGGACGGGGAAACGGGGGAGGCCGAGGACGGAGGACGGGGCGAGGCGACCAUUCGGAGAAGAAGUGGACGAGUCUUGCCGUUACUGAAGUCGACGCUGAAGCUGGUUCUCCAAACGGCGCAUCGCACGAGACUCAACAGUUCUUUGGCGACGGAUACCGAAACGUGCCCGAAGACUCACAAGGUGAUCGACGCGGUGAGCAGCGAGCUGGAAGGGCACAAGAACCACUUGGACCACCUACGCCACGGAUCCGCGGAGGACAAGAAGAGGUUGAAGGAGAUAGGCUCCCCCGCGCCCGGCCUGGGCCUUGCGGCCCUGGAAGGAGCACUCAGCUGCGACAUCGGGGGGGCGCUGCGCAGCGAGAUCGAGGACUACCUGAAGAAGGCAGACCCCCCCGACGAGAAUAUGGAUCCAGAAAUCACGAGGGACGAUCUCGCCGAGGAGAUCAGCUUCAUACGGCUCGAGAAUUGCUUCGACACGGAGAAGAUGAAACUUACCAUUGGAGCUCCCGAGUGGGGAGGCAGGAAGUUGCUCAUGAGAGCUUCCCGUUCAAAGGGCACGGUUACACACCACCACGGGGUAGCGCCAGCGGGUUGGCUCGAGGACGAGUCCCUGCGGCGCCUCGAGGCCGGCGCGGCCCCGGGCGGCGCGGCGGCCCCGAGGCGUGCCAGCGGCCGGCCGCCGCGCGCUUCGUGCGCGUCUCCGGGUCGCCGCCGCCCCCGGCGGGCUCCGGCGAGCGGCGGGCCAGCGCGCAGAUGGCGUGCCAUCGGAAGACGCCCUGGUGCUCGCCCAGCUCCCGCCGGUCUCAUGGCUCCCCGUCGCCGGCGACGCCAGUCAUGUCUUCGAGGUCGUCCAGCUCAUUCGCAGCGUCUCCUGGGCCAUCCAG
Prorocentrum cordatum is the source of this 895-nucleotide messenger RNA. NCBI's taxonomy places the organism in Eukaryota, Dinophyceae, Prorocentrales, Prorocentraceae. The record is from the annotation of a GenBank genome assembly.